UGCCCCCCACCGCCGCCCUGCGCUUUGGAUUUCACCACACCAGACCAGUCCAUCUGUGUAUAUGGAGCUCUUGGCUUGGUUUCCCGGAACCAGAGAGCGGAGUGACUGAAACUGACAACAUGGCUGCGGCCGCCUCUGCUGCCCAGGAUGAACUGAAUCAGCUUGAACGUGUCUUCUUACGUCUUGGCCAUGCAGAAACAGAUGAGCAAUUACAGAAUAUUAUAUCCAAAUUCUUACCACCCGUUCUUCUGAAGCUUUCGAGUACACAAGAAGGAGUACGUAAGAAGGUUAUGGAACUGUUGGUUCACCUGAAUAAACGCAUCAAAAGUCGUCCCAGAAUCCAGCUUCCAGUGGAGACUUUACUAGUCCAGUAUCAAGAUCCUUCUGCAGUGUCCUUUGUUACAAAUUUUACGAUAAUAUAUGUUAAGAUGGGCUACCCUCGUUUGCCCGUGGAAAAACAGUGUGAACUGGCUCCCACUCUCCUAACUGCAAUGGAAGGAAAACCUCAACCCCAGCAAGACAGCUUAAUGCAGCUUCUAAUACCAACCCUUUUUCACAUGAAAUACCCCGUUGAACCUCUGAAAGCAGCUUCUCCAUUUAAUCUUGCUGAAAAACCAAAGACAGUACAGCUGCUCUUGGAUUUCAUGUUGGAUGUCCUCCUAAUGCCUUAUGGAUAUGUUUUGAAUGAAUCUCAGAGUCGCCAAAGUGUUCCAUCAGGACAGGGCUCUUCUUCAUCAAGUAGCUCUGGAGGUUCUGGGAUCCCUCAACCUCCUCCAGGGAUGAGUCUUUAUGCAGCCAAGCGGGUAAUUGGAGAGAGCCCAUGGACACCUGAACAGCUGGAGCAGUGUAAAUUGGGCAUUGUGAAGUUCAUUGAAGCUGAGCAGGUGCCUGAAGUUGAAGCCGUUAUACACCUGGUCAUUGCCUCUAGUGACACACGGCAUAGUGUAGCAACUGCAGCAGAUCUUGAACUCAAAAGCAAGCAAAGCUUAAUUGACUGGAAUAAUCCAGCCAUCAUCAACAAGCUGUACAAAGUGUACCUUGGGGACAUACCACUAAAAACUAAGGAGGGAGCUGUUUUGAAACCAGAAUUGAAACGUGAUCCAGUCAGCACACGGGUUAAGUUAAAGAUUGUCCCUCAUCUUCUGCGUUCCAGGCAAGCUGCAGAAAUGUUUCCUGCAAAUAUUCAGGUUGUCUAUGAUGGACUUUUUGGAGCAAAUACGAAUGCAAAACUGAGAACCUUAUCCCUUCAAUUUGUGCAUCAUAUUUGUGUAAUUUGCCCAGACAGUAAGAUAAAGCCACUAGGCCCAAUGCUUUUGAAUGGACUGACAAAACUGAUUAAUGAAUAUAAAGAGGAUCCCAAACUGCUGUCAGUGGCCUAUUCAGCUGUUGGAAAACUCUCCAGCCGAAUACCUCAGCUGUUCACCAAGGACCUGGCUUUAGUCCAACAGUUUUUUGAAGCUCUCUCUAAGGAGGAGCCUGAUACCAGACUUGCUAUUCAGGAGGCCUUGUCCAUGAUGGUUGGAGCUUACACCAGUUUAGAAGGGGCACCACGUACUCUUAUGGAGGCACUUGUGGCCUCAAACCUAAUUAAGCCGCAAGUUCAAGUACGUCAGGUGGCUGUAAAAUUUGCCAGCACAGUGUUCCCUCCUGAUCACAUCCCUUCAAGAUACUUGCUGCUUUUAGCUGCAGGCGAUCCACGGGAAGAGGUACAUGGAGAGGCACAACGCGCACUGAGAACAUUUCCUGGUAAAAAUGAAAAAGAAAGUGCUGGCAAACAGAUGCCUUCCUUCCCAGAAAUGGUCCAGUAUAUUCAAGAAAAGGCCUCUCACAGGAUGAAAACUCCUGCUAAAUAUAUGACUGGAACUACAGUCAUGCCUUUCAACCCAGCUACUUUUGGAGAGAUAGUCCUGUACCUCCGGAUGUGUCUUGCUCAUAGUGCUGGAGUGGUGCCCACCUCUCAGAGCUUGGCUGAUAUGCAGGAUCAUGCACCAGCCAUCGGCCGUUAUAUAAGAAACCUUCUUUCUGGGCAUUUUAUAACAUCUUCUUCCUCAUCCUCAAAGGGUGGUGAAAGCAAUCCUGUACAGAUCUAUAUAAGUCUCCUUCAACAACUGCUCUCUGGUGUUGGAGGUUUGCCAGUCAUGUACUGUCUCCUGGAGGUGGUUUCAGUCUUUCCUGAAAAACUAGCUGCAAGAUUUGUAGACAAAAUGGAUUGGAUAAAGAGUCUUAUGAAUACUAAUAAGGAAGAGAUGCGGGAACUGGCUGCUUUGUUUUAUUCAGUAGUGUUGUCGACAGUGUCAGAAAAUGAAUUUAAAACAUCAGUUCAACAUCUGAUAAAAACUGCAAAAGACAAUCAUAAUCUGGAAAUGCAGCAUGGUUCUUUGUUGGCUCUAGGAUUCACAGUAGGACGCUAUUUGUCAAAGAGGAAAACCAAGAUGGUAGAACUGCAUGACCUAGAAGAGCCAGAUACCAUCAUUUCUCCAGAACAUGAUCAAUUGAUCAAGUCAACAACCGAAACUAUAGGUACCUUUUUAGAUAGUACCUCACCACUUUUGGCAGUAGCCGCUUGUACAGCACUAGGGGAAAUUGGCCGUAAUGCCCCUCUGCCAAUCCCCAACGAAGGUAUGGGAUUUACCAAGCUCCAUCUUGUUGAAAGUUUACUAGCCAGGAUUCCUUCUAGCAAGGAAACUAAUAAGAUGAAAGAACGAGCUAUACAGACACUAGGUUACUUUCCAGUGGGGGAUGGCAACUUUCCACACCAGAAGCUUCUCUUGCAAGGACUAAUGGAUUCUGUGGAGGCCAAGCAAAUUGAACUCCAGUUCACUGUUGGUGAAGCUAUUACUAGUGCUGCAAUAGGGACCAGUUCAGUAGCUGCCCGUGAUGCAUGGAUGGUAGCUGAAGAAGAAUAUACCCCUCCUGCAGAUGUGAAAGUCAAUGAUGUGGUUCCCUGGGUCUUGGAUGUCAUUUUGAAUAAACAUAUUGUCAGCCCCAAUCCUCACAUAAGGCAAGCAUCUUGCAUCUGGCUUUUAUCAUUGGUGAAGAAGCUGAGCACCCACAAAGAAAUUAAGUCUCAUCUCAAGGACAUUCAAGGUGCAUUUGUAUCUAUUCUGUCCGACAGCGAUGAACUCAGUCAAGAUGUUGCUUCUAAAGGCCUUGGUUUGGUAUAUGAGCUGGGGAGUGAACAAGACCAGCAGGAAUUGGUCACCAUGCUGGUUGAAACCCUUAUGACUGGGAAAAGAAUCAAGCAUGAAGUGACUGGAGAAACUGUGGUAUUCCAGGGAUCGGGCCUUGGCAAGACUCCAGAUGGCCAGGGUCUCUCUACUUACCAGGAACUUUGUUCGCUUGCUAGUGACCUCAACCAGCCAGACUUGGUGUACAAGUUCAUGAAUUUGGCCAAUCAUCAUGCCAUGUGGACCUCUCGGAAGGGAGCAGCUUUUGGUUUUAAUGUGAUUGCUACCAAAGCUGGGGAGCAAUUAGCUCCUUUUCUCCCCCAGCUGCUUCCUCGUCUCUACCGUUACCAGUUUGACCCCAAUAUUGGGAUUCGGCAAGCUAUGACCAGCAUUUGGAAUGCGCUAGUGACAGACAAAUCUGCAGUGGACAAAUAUAUGAAAGAAAUCCUUGAUGAUUUAAUAAACAAUCUGACUAGCAACAUGUGGAGGAUUCGAGAAUCCAGCUGUCUAGCACUGAAUGACUUGCUGAGAGGAAGACCCUUGGAUGACAUUAUUGAUAAGCUUCCAGAAAUAUGGGAAACUCUUUUUCGAGUACAAGAUGACAUUAAGGAAUCUGUACGAAAAGCAGCAGAAUUAGCCCUGAAAACUUUAAGUAAGGUGUGUGUGAAGAUGUGUGACCCGUCAAAAGGAGCUGCAGGUCAGAGAACAAUAGCUGUACUGUUGCCCUGCCUUCUUGAUAAAGGAAUGAUGAAUACAGUAACUGAAGUGCGAACUCUCAGCAUUAACACCCUGGUGAAGAUCAGUAAAAGCGCUGGGGCCAUGCUCAAACCUCAUGCACCCAAACUCAUCCCAGCUUUAUUGGAAUCACUGAGUGUACUGGAGCCCCAAGUGCUCAACUACUUGAGCCUGCGUGCUACAGAGCAGGAAAAGGCUGCAAUGGAUAGUGCAAGACUCAGUGCUGCAAAAUCCUCUCCCAUGAUGGAAACCAUCAAUAUGUGCUUGCAGUAUUUGGAUGUGUCUGUCCUAGGGGAGCUGGUUCCUAGGCUAUGUGAGCUGACCCGGAGUGGAGUAGGCAUCGGCACCAAGGGUGGCUGUGCUAGUGUGAUUGUAUCACUAACGACUCAGUGCCCUCAAGACUUGACACCAUAUUCAGGCAAACUCAUGAGUGCUUUGCUCAGUGGUCUCACUGAUCGCAACAGUGUGGUGCAAAAAUCUUUUGCGUUUGCCAUGGGACAUCUGGUUCGGACCUCACGGGACAGCAGCACUGACAAAUUAUUGCAGAAGCUGAACAACUGGUACAUGGAGAAGGAAGAACAAGUUUACAAAACAGCCUGUGCAUUAACCGUUCAUGCUAUUGGGCGCUACAGCCCAGAUGUAUUGAAGAAUCAAGCCAGACAUGUCUUUCCCUUGGCUUUCCUGGGCAUGCAUGAGGUUCCUGAGGAAGAAAAAGGAGAGAAAGAAGAAGGUAACCUAUGGACUGAAGUAUGGCAGGAAAAUGUGCCUGGCACCUAUGGAGGCAUAAGGCUCUAUAUGCAGGAGCUGAUCGCAAUUACUCAGAAAGCUUUGCAGUCCCAGUCUUGGAAGAUGAAAGCUCAGGGAGCAGCUGCCAUGGCAUCAAUAGCAAAGCAAUCCAGCUCCUUGGUACCUCCACAUUUGGGCAUGGUGCUCACUGCCCUGUUGCAAGGCCUUUCUGGAAGAACGUGGACAGGAAAGGAGGAGUUGCUGAAAGCUGUUGCCAGUGUUGCUUGUUCAUGCAGCACGGAACUGCACAAAUCUGUGCCUGACCAGCCCAGUGUCAACGACAUCCUUCAGGCGAUGCUUAAAGAGUGCCACAAAGAGAACCUCAGGUACAAGAUUGUGGCUCUCCGGUGCACAGCUGAUGUGCUGAAGACCAUGCAGGAAAAUCGGUUCCAGGAGCUGACAGACAUCAUCUUUCCAAUAAUAAAGAAGAAUUGUCCUGAGAAUAUGGGAGCCAAUUCGCUACAGGAGGAUGAGGAGGAUGAGAAUGAAAAUGAGAAGGAACUCCAGAUUGAAUCUCUCCUCUGUGCCUUUGAGAGUUUGGGCAAAGCCUGGCCCAGAAAUCCAGAAACACAGCGCUGCUAUCAACAUGAGCUGUGCAAACUAAUGUGUGAGCGGCUGAAACUCAGUACAUGGAAAGUUCAGCUUGGAGUCCUCCAAGCCAUGAAGGCUUAUUUUCAAGGGUUACUGUUGCUUGAAGCAGAACACUCAGACCCUGAGGCUUUGUCAAGAAUACUGUUGGAAACCUGUUCCUCCAUCACUCAUUCUCUAGAGAACAGAAGCUACACUUCCAUAAGAACAGAAGCUUUGGCGGUGAUAGAAGUGCUGCUCACGAAACUUGAAGAGUCCAAACAGUGGGAAAGCCUGAGCACAGAAAGCCGAGAACACCUCAUUGGCUCUUUAACUGCCCUGACGCUGGACAGCAGGCCUGAGCUCCAAGUGAAAGCAUCUUUGUUAAAGAAAAUCCUAGAAAAUCUCGAUUGAAUUUGAAACCAACUAAGUGCCAUGUGAAACAAAGCAAGCAGAAACAAAAGUGCACCAUGUGCUCUGAAUGCAAAGAGAGAAAAUGAAGAUGACUUUGUAGCAUGCAUCAUUCCUUGGCUAAAAUAAAGAACACCUUGAAUUCUGUUCCCCAUUAUUAUUAUUAUUAUUUUAUUUUUUUUAACCAUUUCAAGCAGUUUGGUUAGUAAACAAGCCUUGAAAGUAUUACGAAAACAAGCUGCACAAUGAACUUUUGGGGAAUUGUUCUGUUCUGUAUGAGUAAAGAGGGGAAGAAGCAUCCUAUUUGUGAAUUUAGACCAGGCAAAAUUCUAGAAAACUUAACCAAGGUGAUAAUGGGAGCACUGGAGAAGAAAGUCCUUAUUAAAGCUUUUCAUAUUGAGUAAUUACUACUGAACUUUUCAUAUUGAGUAAUUACUACUUGGUGUUGUAUUGGUAGCCCUCUGGAUCCCAUUAGGACAAAAGGAAGUAAAAAUAUCAUGAAGAGGUCAAUCUUUCUUUUGGUUUAGUCUGACCUCCCUUUAUGAAAUCCUUUUGGUGUGCGUUGGUUGUUCUGGGCCGCAUACUGUCACUUUGUCUGAUGUAAAAGUAGAGUUAAAUAUGAGAUUUGGGGAAGUCCAUGCCUUCCCACAUUUAAAGGUGUGGAAGUUCCCAGAUAAGCACUUUAAUUAACUGCCUGAAGCAAGAGUAUAUACAGUAUAUGAGGACUGAUUUUAAAAAUACAGAGAUAAAUGGAAUACUGCUCUUCCCCAAAGUGUUUUGCUUGACACUCGGUAGUUGCAAAGCCCUUGUCUAAAAUACAUUUUGGAGUGUUAUACAUUUCCCAAGAAAGAUUUCAUAGUAGACCCUUCAGGUUUAUAUUUUGCUUUGCUUUGGAAAGCUGUAACACUUUAAGGAGUUAAGGCUAUUAACUCCAUAAUCUUAUCAACCACAGCAUCUUCUGUUUUCUAGGAAGUACUUUUUGAUCUGCACCAUAAAACUUGACAUUACAUUAACUGAUAUUGAGUAACAGUGAGAUUGUAUUAAAUAGCCACAUUACUUUCCCCCCUUCUUUGUGGAAGCAAAAUCAUACAAAAAUAAAAUUUGCUCCUAUUUUAGACUUCUUAGAUGGUGAAAUUGUCUGGACUGAAAACUUAAACUUCACAACUAUGAACUUCAGCAAGACCUGUAAGGUUUGUUGUCCUAUGUGGAAGGAAUUUCUGUGUGGAAAUCAGUAUGUUACCCACUCAUAGGCAGUUCUGUAUGAUGUUCUGGCAUAUAAAGUCCUGUUUGUAGGAUUUCACACAGGAAGAUUUUACAUGUAGGCAGCAUGUUAAUUCCUACAUGGAAGUGCCUUCUGUGUUGGGAUAAUGCAAUGUUUAAAGCAGCCUUCCAGAGCAAGCAAUACUAGGGGUUCUUAACAUGGGGAUCUGUUAAGAUCUGCCAGACCCCACAUCAAGAACCACUGCUUUUGACCAAUUCACACAGUUGUAAAUCUCUGUGGGAUCAUGCAUUAGUCAACCGUAGGCUCAUAGUCCAGCUGCUUCAACUAGCCCAUGCUUCUUCAACUGCACAAAUCCUGGCAGCUGCAUGAAAGAUUUUCAUGUGGAAAUGGGUUAUACAAUUGAUGCAGCCCUGCACACUUGUAUUGUGUUAGGGCACCAGUUGUUUGAGUACUUAGGGUAAUCUAUUCGGCAUACAUCUUUCCUUUAGGAAGUUUUAGUGUUUGAAAGGAAGAUUUUAAGGCUGCUUCAUACGAUCAUCUUCCAGAAAUCCUGAAGUUGUGGUGAGACAUCUGAGCUGUGCAUCAGCCUAUGUAUACCCAGUCUCUUCAAAAGUGAUAUGACAGGAACUGGGUAUAUAUGCAUAAUGUACAUGCCUAUAUUCUAAGUCAUUUUACCUCAAACUUGGUGGGGAAAAGUAUGUGCAUUCCUGCUGUUCUGCCACAUUUAUGUCAUGUGUUACAAACUGGCCCUUGGAACUCAUCUGAAAAAUUGUGCCUGGUGUGCGCGUGUGUGUUUUAAAAACCUCUGUCUAACUUGCACCCAUUGCUAAGGAAUUGUGAGGUGCUGUAAGCUGGUCUAAAAGAGAUUUUAAUGUAUUUCAGAAAGCUGCUUGUUUAUGUUUAAUUUGAAUUUGCCAAGCACAUCUGUAAAACUGAAUGCUUGUAGGCAUAAGACCUUCAUAACUUUUACCAAAUAGUUUUUCUUGCAAGAGCUUUUUUUUUUUAAUUAGGCAAGAAUUUCAAGUGUUCCUUUUUUUUCUUUUUUGCAACAGUUAUUUUGAGUGUUUUAUAGAACCCGUUGAUGACCGUGUACUUAAGUCUCUGAUAUGACCAUUCAGCAUGGGCUUCAGUAUUUUGAGAUGGUAGUUGAAGCUCAAAUUUGGAGCAGCUGCUGUAGUAGAUACUUCCAAAUGGAAAUCUAUAUUAACUGUACUGAAGACUUAAUUCCAGGGCAAGAAUAACAACUCCUCCCUGGAAUGUGCAAGUUUGAUGAAUAGCUUCUCUGAAUAACUUUUUUCUUCCAAAUUUGGAUUCUGAAUUUAUCAAACGUGCCUCUUUGAGAAACCUACCUGCAAAAAGUUGACUUAGAGGUCAAGCACCCAUCUCUCUUUGAAAUUUGUUGACUUAGGAAAAAAGUGGCCUUUGGAGAGUUAUGUUUUCCUCUGAAAACAAUUGCACUAUAAACACUGUUGCCCAAAUAUGGGCGCUUGUGCUGCUGUUUAAUGCUGCUUUGUAUACCUGGAUUGAAGUGUGUAAAUUUGACACUCUAGCACCCCGCUGAAUUUACAAACUGUUUUAUGUUGAAAGAUUUCUAAUGUUGCAAAAAAGGUCUCCAUCAAAUUCACUACAUUGAAUUUCUGUAUCUGAAUGUCAAAUAUGUAAAUGGAUUGACAAAGAAACCUUCCCACUCAAAAGGAUAAUGUUUAAAUAAAGGAGCAUGACCUCUU
Molecule: messenger RNA, 8615 nt
Organism: Hemicordylus capensis (graceful crag lizard)
Lineage: Eukaryota; Metazoa; Chordata; Lepidosauria; Squamata; Cordylidae
Gene: ECPAS
Product: Ecm29 proteasome adaptor and scaffold
Exons: 50
Coding region: 120-5669 (1849 amino acids)
Biological process (GO): proteasome assembly
Cellular component (GO): nucleus; cytoplasm
Molecular function (GO): molecular adaptor activity
Source: RefSeq, a predicted model, not a curated record